UAGUCUGGAACGACGUCGUUUUCAAGCGCAGAUCUAUCAAAUAAUCGGCGCGAGCAGGAAGAAGGAGGAGAACUGAAGGAGCAAACCGUUUUCGUUUUCAUUUUCAUUUUGAGCAGACGAGAAAAAGAGGAACCGACUGUUAGCGACGACAAUACAAUUACAAUGGGAGCCUCGUCUUCGUCGGAACAGACGUCGACGGAACAACGAGAGAUUGAGACAGAAGCAGCCUCGACCGGAGCUCUGCCGCUGCUUCAGAAAGCUUUCUCCAAGCUCGCUGAUCCUGACACUAAAACAAUCCCUCCUAGCUCUCUUCAGAAAUGUUUUUCUUUGACCUUCAAAAACUCAAUAUGUGAAGCACCUGUGAUACACAAACACUUUCUGGGAUUAUUGGAUCACUUGGGUCCUUCUAUAGUUGAGCUAUAUUUUGUGGCUGAGAAGGGGGGAUUUAGUUGGAUUGAGUUUGUCAGAGGUUAUAUUGGAUGCUGUGGGAGAAUGUCUGGAUCGCGGUCGUUGAAUAAUUGGCUCAGGGUUUUUGCAACAGUGACUGCAAAAGCAGGUCUUCCUUCAAAACUGCAGUUUGAAUCCAGUGAAGAAGAUUGCAAGAUAAAUGGGUCACUUAUGCCCAUUGAGCUGCUCAUGCUUCUUCAGAUGUGUUGGAUUAUGAUGUGGGAUUCUAGAGUUUUGAAAUUUUCUAAAGUACAGGCAACUCUAGAUCUUCCAGAUAUAAAUCAUUUAGUAUUAUCAGCCAUUGUAUCAUGUGCUGAAGUUUCAAGCAACUUAAAUGUGUGGGAUUGUGACACCACUGGCAUGGAAGUUGAACUUCCUGCAGGAAAGAUUCAUCUUUGGGUUUUGAAGACAGUUCCACGCCUGGCAGAUUGCUUUAUGCAGUUUGUCCAUUCAAGACUCCAAUAUUUUUCAACUUCAGAGGAUGGGUUGGAUUCUUCAAGUAUAUCAUUAGGUGACAUUUCCUCAACAAAGAUGUGUCAAACUCAUCUUCUAACCCCUGGAAGAGCGUGGGCAGUUUUCCUUACACAGAGGAGUACAAUAAGUGAAGAAAUUUUAAGAGCAUGCUUCCAUAGCGAUGGUGAUGGAACAGAUGAAAACCUUCUUUAUCGGUCAUCUCUUCACGGGAAAGGAUUUAACAGAUUCUGGUCAAAUAUUGAAGGCUAUUCUGGUUCAUUGUUACUGUUGAUUUCUGCUAGUUCAGUAAAUACCCUUGAGGAUAAUGGUAAUGAAAGGAAAUGGAUCAUUGGUGCUCUUACGCAGCAGAGUUUUGAAAAUAGGGAUAUCUUCUAUGGAAGCUCUGGAAAUCUAUACGCACUAGGUCCAGUCUUCAAUGCAUUCUUACCUACUGGGAGGGAAAAGAACUUUGUUUAUAGCCACUUGCAUUCCACUGGUAGAGUCUAUGAACCACGUCCAAAGCUUGUGGGGGUUGCGUUUGGGGGAACUGCUGGUAAUGAGAGGAUUUUCUUGGAUGAAGAUUUUGCUAGAGUUACUGUUCGUCAUCAUGCAGUUGACAAAACUUAUGGACCUGGGUCCCUCUUCCCCAAUCAGGGGUUUCUACCUGCUGAAGCUUUGGUUUCAGAAGUGGAAGUAUGGGGAUUGAGCGGGAGAACAGCCAAGGAAGUGCAAAGUGCAUAUAAAAGGAGGGAACAACUCUUCACUGAGCAAAGACGCAAGGUCGACUUGAAAACCUUUGCAAGUUGGGAUGAUUCGCCUGAAAAGAUGAUGAUGGACAUAGUCUCUGAUCCCAACAGAUGUCAACGUGAAGAUCGGUAAUUCAGAUUGUAAAGGGUUGGGAUAAAGGUGUGGUUGUUGGGGUAGGCGGUGUUGUGAGUUCUAACAAACAAAAUUUCAAAUCUGUGUUGUACAUGUUUGUAAUAUGGGGUAAUGCCCAUUAGGAGAAUGGUUCUCUGACUUCUCUGCCUCCAGUGACUGCUAGGAUUGCAUGGCUAGCACUGCUUGCAUUUUUCUGGCCCUGCUCCUAAUCUCAGCCAUUUCCAGUUAAUCAGGAAGCCAUGACGAGGUCCUUUUUUACAGGUUUUGUA
Messenger RNA from Malania oleifera, 2048 nucleotides. RefSeq lists its product as uncharacterized. The record is from RefSeq and is a predicted model, not a curated record. Lineage: Eukaryota; Viridiplantae; Streptophyta; Magnoliopsida; Santalales; Ximeniaceae. The coding region runs from base 163 to 1779 and encodes 538 amino acids. The transcript has 7 exons.